Falco peregrinus (peregrine falcon) is the source of this 1993-nucleotide messenger RNA. It is a transcript of the gene DNASE2B, whose product is annotated as deoxyribonuclease 2 beta. The transcript is spliced from 7 exons. Gene Ontology annotation, molecular function: deoxyribonuclease II activity. The record is from RefSeq and is a predicted model, not a curated record. Gene Ontology annotation, biological process: apoptotic DNA fragmentation. Lineage: Eukaryota; Metazoa; Chordata; Aves; Falconiformes; Falconidae. The coding region runs from base 24 to 1184 and encodes 386 amino acids.
CAGAACACUGUGAAUUCUAACUAAUGAAAAUACUACCUCCUAAAAUACAAAGAGCCUACUCAGUGCUCACCCAGAGCAGCCGAGAAACCAAAAUGCCUGCGGGAUCUGCGUGGUGUCACCCUGCUUUGCUCUUGCUUCUCUCCUCUGCGCCCCUGUGGGCAGCCGAGAUUUCCUGCAGGAAUGAAGACGGGGAGACCGUGGACUGGUUUGCUCUUUACAAGCUACCCAAACAUGCCAAAGGAGAGAUUCCCAUCCUGGGGCUGGAAUACAUGUACAUGGAUGCCCUGGCUCCACAGUGGCAGCUCAGUAAAUACCUUGUCAAUAUGACACAAGGUGCUCUGGGACAAACACUGAAGCAGCUGUACGAGAUGUAUGAAUCCAAGAAGAACAGAAUUGCAUAUGCAAUAUACAAUGAUGAGGUCCCUGAAUCAGACUCUGAUGGCUGGAAAAACGGACAUACCAAAGGAUUUAUGCUCUUGGACAAAACACAAGGCUUCUGGGUGAUUCACAGUGUGCCCCUGUUCCCUCCCGUCCCUGAGGAUGGCUACGGGUAUCCAGCUACUGGGGAGUCCUACGGACAGACAGCCAUCUGUAUAACCUUCAAAUACGACCAGUUCACAGAAAUAGACCAACAGAUGCUCAGUUAUAAUCCAGGAAUCUACAGCUGUUCCAUCCCUAACAUCUUCCAAGCUGAUCUCCCAAAUCUGCAGAAGCUCUGUGCAGGGUCCAGGCUGCCCUCGGGCCCCUUGCGCCACCUCUCCAAGCUCCAGUCAGCUCAUGGGGAAACCUUGCUCCACUUUGCAAAGUCACACUUAUUCAUAGAUGAUAUCUACGCAGCCUGGAUGGCUCAGGAACUGAAGACUGAUUUGUUGGCUGAAUCCUGGCAGCGUUCCGGCCAAAAACUUCCCUCAAAUUGCUCUCUUGACUACCAUGUCUACAACGUAAACCUAAUAGGGAUGCCAUCGAAUUCCACCUUUUAUUCCAUUAACGAUCAUUCCAAGUGGGCUGUUUCAAGGGAAUACAAAGAUCAGUGGACCUGCAUUGGAGAUUUAAACCGUGCUGCUGAGCAGGCUUGGAGAAGUGGUGGGUUCAUCUGUACACAGAACGAACACAUCUACAAAGCCUUCAGGCAUUUGAUAAUUCACUACGAAAGUUGCACUGAUGCUUCCACAUUGAUAGAAUAAACCAUUCCUCCCAAAGAGUACCGCCCCUCAUCACAGAGAAAGUGUAGGAAGUGUCUCCCUUAAACUGUACUUUCACACUGAAAAAUGGCCCUGGGAGUUAGAGCCAGAUGCGUUAGACCUUCACGCUGUUAGCUAUAAAAGCAGGCGGUUUGCAGGUGGAUGAGGGCUGUUUUGCCUGGGUGCCGGAGCAGCAGGCUCUGCAUGUGCUGAGCCCCGCGGCAUCAGCGCUGUGACGGGACGCCGCUGCACGAGGCUGGACCCAAGCACAUCGCUGGGAGUGGCUGUGCGCAGAUGUCCCCGCAGGAACUUGUGAAUGAUGCUGGAUGUGGGAUGGGAGAAAAACCAGAAACCUGUCUCGUUAGCUAGGUUGUCGGGCUGGGCAGUUAGCAAGAGAAAAGUACCCCAAAAUGCUUCCAAAUCGCCCCGUAUUCCAGGUGCUGUUGAGAUUGAUCACAGCAUUUCUGUUCCAUUUGGGCUGAAUCUCUUCAAGAUCUGACAUAAUUGGAUACAGGCAAGGAGACAAGUAGAUCUGUGGACAGGAAGGCUUUAUUUUUGCAUGAUUCAUUUUUAGAGAAGAAAUGAGCUUUAAAUCAUUUGUAACCAAUAGCUUGGGAGUAUUUCUAGUGCUUUUAUUGAUGUACAGCAAUUUUAUAAACAAAUAAACGUGUCCAAAACAUGAAGAAGCAAAAUAAAUUAAGAGGAAAAAAUGGUCUGUUUACAGCCUCCCUUUUCCAUCUUUAUAGUUAUUUGUGGUUAGUUACAAUGGUUUAUAGCUGCCAAAGGAAAAAUGGAGACAAUUAGGAAUAUUU